Messenger RNA from Venustampulla echinocandica, 825 nucleotides. RefSeq lists its product as uncharacterized. Gene Ontology annotation, cellular component: membrane; cytoplasm; mitochondrion. The transcript is spliced from 2 exons. NCBI's taxonomy places the organism in Eukaryota, Fungi, Ascomycota, Leotiomycetes, Helotiales, Pleuroascaceae. The coding region runs from base 1 to 825 and encodes 274 amino acids. The record is from RefSeq and is a predicted model, not a curated record.
AUGUAUGUAUUUGCGGUCGAGGCAGCCGGUCGAGCUGUCUUGCGACGAUCGCACCUACCAAACCGACAACUCAAACCGAACAUUACCAAGCGCCGCAGCACGAAUACCACGCGCACAGCGCCCGGUAAUAGCGGCUCAGUCACAAGCGGUACUGCGAUCCCCGUUCCAAACACUAUCGCAACACUGCCAUUAUGGCAGCGACUUGGCCCAUUAACGAAAGGGUUCCAGGCAUAUGGGAGGAGCCAGCGGGAGCGGCCAUAUACAACACAGUUUUGUAGUUCGCUAGUUAUUUAUAUUUUAGGUGACUUAUCGGCCCAAAGCCUAAAUGGGGACGAAUACGACCCCAAGAGGACUCUGCGAGCCUUAAUUAUUAGCGCGGGGUCCUCUAUACCGAGUUAUAAAUGGUUCAUGUUCCUCGGAAACAACUUCAACUAUUCCUCGAAAUUCCUCUCCCUUGUCACGAAGGUCUCUGUCAAUCAAAUGGCGUUUACGCCGAUAUUUAACACCUACUUCUUCGGCAUGCAAUCUCUACUCUCGGGGGACUCCUUGCCAGAAGUCUGGGACCGAAUAAAGCGUACUGUGCCUACUUCCAUGAUCAACAGCUGCAAGCUUUGGCCUGCCGUCACAGCAUUCAGCUUCACAUUCAUAGAGGCACAAUACAGGUCAAUAUUUGCCGGGGUUAUUGCUAUUGGAUGGCAGACAUAUCUCAGUUAUCUUAAUCGAAAGGCUGAAGUUGAAGCCCUGGAGCAAUCGGCGAGCAGCGAUGACGUUAUGGAAAGCACAACGGGAACAAGAGAAGACAACACAAGGAGAGUCAGUACAUAG